Molecule: messenger RNA, 3765 nt
Organism: Arctia plantaginis
Lineage: Eukaryota; Metazoa; Arthropoda; Insecta; Lepidoptera; Erebidae
Source: the annotation of a GenBank genome assembly
AUGUUUGUAGCGGCGCAGCUUGUAGGCGACCUGCCGCACCUACGUGUACAUGUACGUGUACGGGACACACACCUCGGGCAGCUCCAGCUGGAAGGUGGGCGCGACGAGCGCGCAGGGCUGCAGGCGGCGCAGCUUGUAGGCGACCUGCCGCACCUACGUGUACAUGUACGUGUACGGGACACACACCUCGGGCAGCUCCAGCUGGAAGGUGGGCGCGACGAGCGCGCAGGGCUGCAGGCGGCGCAGCUUGUAGGCGACCUGCCGCACCUACGUGUACAUGUACGUGUACGGGACACACACCUCGGGCAGCUCCAGCUGGAAGGUGGGCGCGACGAGCGCGCAGGGCUGCAGGCGGCGCAGCUUGUAGGCGACCUGCCGCACCUACGUGUACAUGUACGUGUACGGGACACACACCUCGGGCAGCUCCAGCUGGAAGGUGGGCGCGACGAGCGCGCAGGGCUGCAGGCGGCGCAGCUUGUAGGCGACCUGCCGCACCUACGUGUACAUGUACGUGUACGGGACACACACCUCGGGCAGCUCCAGCUGGAAGGUGGGCGCGACGAGCGCGCAGGGCUGCAGGCGGCGCAGCUUGUAGGCGACCUGCCGCACCUACGUGUACAUGUACGUGUACGGGACACACACCUCGGGCAGCUCCAGCUGGAAGGUGGGCGCGACGAGCGCGCAGGGCUGCAGGCGGCGCAGCUUGUAGGCGACCUGCCGCACCUACGUGUACAUGUACGUGUACGGGACACACACCUCGGGCAGCUCCAGCUGGAAGGUGGGCGCGACGAGCGCGCAGGGCUGCAGGCGGCGCAGCUUGUAGGCGACCUGCCGCACCUACGUGUACAUGUACGUGUACGGGACACACACCUCGGGCAGCUCCAGCUGGAAGGUGGGCGCGACGAGCGCGCAGGGCUGCAGGCGGCGCAGCUUGUAGGCGACCUGCCGCACCUACGUGUACAUGUACGUGUACGGGACACACACCUCGGGCAGCUCCAGCUGGAAGGUGGGCGCGACGAGCGCGCAGGGCUGCAGGCGGCGCAGCUUGUAGGCGACCUGCCGCACCUACGUGUACAUGUACGUGUACGGGACACACACCUCGGGCAGCUCCAGCUGGAAGGUGGGCGCGACGAGCGCGCAGGGCUGCAGGCGGCGCAGCUUGUAGGCGACCUGCCGCACCUACGUGUACAUGUACGUGUACGGGACACACACCUCGGGCAGCUCCAGCUGGAAGGUGGGCGCGACGAGCGCGCAGGGCUGCAGGCGGCGCAGCUUGUAGGCGACCUGCCGCACCUACGUGUACAUGUACGUGUACGGGACACACACCUCGGGCAGCUCCAGCUGGAAGGUGGGCGCGACGAGCGCGCAGGGCUGCAGGCGGCGCAGCUUGUAGGCGACCUGCCGCACCUACGUGUACAUGUACGUGUACGGGACACACACCUCGGGCAGCUCCAGCUGGAAGGUGGGCGCGACGAGCGCGCAGGGCUGCAGGCGGCGCAGCUUGUAGGCGACCUGCCGCACCUACGUGUACAUGUACGUGUACGGGACACACACCUCGGGCAGCUCCAGCUGGAAGGUGGGCGCGACGAGCGCGCAGGGCUGCAGGCGGCGCAGCUUGUAGGCGACCUGCCGCACCUACGUGUACAUGUACGUGUACGGGACACACACCUCGGGCAGCUCCAGCUGGAAGGUGGGCGCGACGAGCGCGCAGGGCUGCAGGCGGCGCAGCUUGUAGGCGACCUGCCGCACCUACGUGUACAUGUACGUGUACGGGACACACACCUCGGGCAGCUCCAGCUGGAAGGUGGGCGCGACGAGCGCGCAGGGCUGCAGGCGGCGCAGCUUGUAGGCGACCUGCCGCACCUACGUGUACAUGUACGUGUACGGGACACACACCUCGGGCAGCUCCAGCUGGAAGGUGGGCGCGACGAGCGCGCAGGGCUGCAGGCGGCGCAGCUUGUAGGCGACCUGCCGCACCUACGUGUACAUGUACGUGUACGGGACACACACCUCGGGCAGCUCCAGCUGGAAGGUGGGCGCGACGAGCGCGCAGGGCUGCAGGCGGCGCAGCUUGUAGGCGACCUGCCGCACCUACGUGUACAUGUACGUGUACGGGACACACACCUCGGGCAGCUCCAGCUGGAAGGUGGGCGCGACGAGCGCGCAGGGCUGCAGGCGGCGCAGCUUGUAGGCGACCUGCCGCACCUACGUGUACAUGUACGUGUACGGGGACAACACACCUCGGGCAGCUCCAGCUGGAAGCUCCAGCUGGAAGGUGGGCGCGACGAGCGCGCAGGGCUGCAGGCGGCGCAGCUUGUAGGCGACCUGCCGCACCUACGUGUACAUGUACGUGUACGGGACACACACCUCGGGCAGCUCCAGCUGGAAGGUGGGCGCGACGAGCGCGCAGGGCUGCAGGCGGCGCAGCUUGUAGGCGACCUGCCGCACCUACGUGUACAUGUACGUGUACGGGACACACACCUCGGGCAGCUCCAGCUGGAAGGUGGGCGCGACGAGCGCGCAGGGCUGCAGGCGGCGCAGCUUGUAGGCGACCUGCCGCACCUACGUGUACAUCUCCAGCUGGAAGGUGGGCGCGACGAGCGCGCAGGGCUGCAGGCGGCGCAGCUUGUAGGCGACCUGCCGCACCUACGUGUACAUGUACGUGUACGGGACACACACCUCGGGCAGCUCCAGCUGGAAGGUGGGCGCGACGAGCGCGCAGGGCUGCAGGCGGCGCAGCUUGUAGGCGACCUGCCGCACCUACGUGUACAUGUACGUGUACGGGACACACACCUCGGGCAGCUCCAGCUGGAAGGUGGGCGCGACGAGCGCGCAGGGCUGCAGGCGGCGCAGCUUGUAGGCGACCUGCCGCACCUACGUGUACAUGUACGUGUACGGGACACACACCUCGGGCAGCUCCAGCUGGAAGGUGGGCGCGACGAGCGCGCAGGGCUGCAGGCGGCGCAGCUUGUAGGCGACCUGCCGCACCUACGUGUACAUGUACGUGUACGGGACACACACCUCGGGCAGCUCCAGCUGGAAGGUGGGCGCGACGAGCGCGCAGGGCUGCAGGCGGCGCAGCUUGUAGGCGACCUGCCGCACCUACGUGUACAUGUACGUGUACGGGACACACACCUCGGGCAGCUCCAGCUGGAAGGUGGGCGCGACGAGCGCGCAGGGCUGCAGGCGGCGCAGCUUGUAGGCGACCUGCCGCACCUACGUGUACAUGUACGUGUACGGGACACACACCUCGGGCAGCUCCAGCUGGAAGGUGGGCGCGACGAGCGCGCAGGGCUGCAGGCGGCGCAGCUUGUAGGCGACCUGCCGCACCUACGUGUACAUGUACGUGUACGGGACACACACCUCGGGCAGCUCCAGCUGGAAGGUGGGCGCGACGAGCGCGCAGGGCUGCAGGCGGCGCAGCUUGUAGGCGACCUGCCGCACCUACGUGUACAUGUACGUGUACGGGACACACACCUCGGGCAGCUCCAGCUGGAAGGUGGGCGCGACGAGCGCGCAGGGCUGCAGGCGGCGCAGCUUGUAGGCGACCUGCCGCACCUACGUGUACAUGUACGUGUACGGGACACACACCUCGGGCAGCUCCAGCUGGAAGGUGGGCGCGACGAGCGCGCAGGGCUGCAGGCGGCGCAGCUUGUAGGCGACCCCGUCCAGCGCGCGCCGCACGUGGCGCUCGCCCGCGGUGCUCCACGCGCCGCCCGACAUCGCCAGCCGACCUCGCCACACCUGCGCAAACAAAAUCAAUGA